Messenger RNA from Ostreococcus lucimarinus CCE9901, 546 nucleotides. RefSeq names its product Peptidyl-prolyl cis-trans isomerase, cyclophilin-type (gene CYN22). Gene Ontology annotation, cellular component: intracellular membrane-bounded organelle. Gene Ontology annotation, molecular function: peptidyl-prolyl cis-trans isomerase activity. Bases 1 to 546 code for a protein of 181 amino acids. Lineage: Eukaryota; Viridiplantae; Chlorophyta; Mamiellophyceae; Mamiellales; Bathycoccaceae. The transcript has a single exon. Gene Ontology annotation, biological process: protein peptidyl-prolyl isomerization; protein folding. The record is from RefSeq and is a predicted model, not a curated record.
AUGUCGUGGCACGAUCGCGCGCGCGUCGACUCGAAUCCGGUGGUUUUCUUCGACGUGACGAUCGGCGGCGCGAGCGCGGGGCGGGUGACGUUCGAGCUCUUCGCCGACGUCGCGCCGAAGACGUGCGAAAACUUCAGGCAGAUGUGCGCGGGGGAGUUUCGCUCGCGCGAGGGCGCGCCGCGAGGGUACAAGGGGUGCGCGUUUCAUCGCGUGAUCAAGGAUUUCAUGAUUCAGGGCGGGGACUUCGUCAACGGCGACGGCACGGGGUGCGCGUCGAUAUACGGAUCGAAGUUCGACGACGAGGCGUUCGUCGGCAGGCACACGGGUGCGGGGUUGCUGUCGAGCGCGAACAGCGGGCCGGACACGAACGGGUGCCAGUUCUUCGUGACGUGCGCGAAGACGGAGUGGUUGGACGAUAAGCACGUGGUGUUCGGACGCGUGCUGGGAGACGGGAUGUUGGUGAUUAGAAAGGUGGAGAACGUGGCGACGGGGGGCGGGAAUAAGCCCAAGCUGCCGUGCGUGAUCGCGGAGUGCGGCGAGAUGUAG